UUUCAUAAGAUGGCGCUGCAAAAUCUAACCUAAAAAAUCAAUUGACGCUUGUCUCCGACAAAAACGCUGUGUUUGUGAUAACAGAAAGUGAUUACGAAAUGAUUGAAAAACCUAAAUCUCGUUAAAUUUGACGAUUUUUACCCAAAACGUUGAAUUUUGUCAUAAAAUCAGGAGUCCCAGAAAUCCCAAUAGUUCUAAUAAAUCGUUUUGCUCUCCAAACAACAAACAUGGAAGCUACAGAAAAUGAAAAUGUCGAAAGAUGCGUUGUACCGAAUUGUAAAAACACCGCAACAACCGGAAUACCGUUUCCCAAACAGGCCGAAAUUUUAAAACAAUGGUUGGAAGCUUUAGAAAUUCCAGAUUUCGUACCAGACGACACGAGUUUCGUCUGCCUGGACCAUUUUUCCGAUGACAGUGACGUUUUGGACCGAGUUAAAGAAAAUGCACUCGAAAACGUACUCGAAGAGCUACCAAUUCCCAGUCCCACCAAAAACCGGAAGGCGGAGGAAAAAGUCACACCGAAGCCUUCAACUAGCGAGAAGUUUGACGCUUUUGGGCGGCCACCACUCGACCAUCAAUCAGCUUGCAGGCUGUGCUUGGGCAAGGAAGAUGCCACAACGAACGUCUACACCCUCCUCAUCCCCAACGUGACCAUAGCCCAGGCAAUCACCACUUGCAUGCCCUCACUUCGUGUAGCAAAAGGCGACCGUUUAUCGAAACUAAUCUGCCCUAAAUGCCUCCAAACAGUUCGUAGUUACUACAAAUUUCGUACAAAUUGCCUCUCCAGCGACCACAAACAACGCGAAGCGAUCCGUUUCGCCGAAAAACGAAAAAUCCACGACAAUCAAAUAACUCAAACGAAAAAAUUCUGCGCCGAUGAGAUCCGAAAAUACACCGAAACGCAUCCGGUCACAAAACCGAAAUCGGAGAUUGAUAAAAAAUUCGAAUACGUUGAGGCUGAACUGAUGAAAGCUUUGGAGGGCAAACUGACCGAUGAGAUGAAAAGUGCCGAUAACAUCAUCAUUCAAGUGCAGAGUGAUGACGAAGAAGGGCAAGAACAGGGGACUUCGGUUGCGUACAUUGAGCCCAACAAUGUGGUCAAGGUUGGCAGCAAUGAAGUGAAACUACCCAAGGGAAUCAAAGUCAGCGUGCACCAACCGCGCGUUGGGACAUACGAAGCCAAAGAAAUUGAAGGGAUUUACAACUCGGAGUCGUUCUGUCUGGUGGAUAAUUACGUGUUCGAGUACCGGCUAUGCAAAGGGAAUAUCAGGCAUUUGAAAUGCCUCAUUGGCAAAUGCCGCGCCAGCGCCGAGCAAACGCUGCCCGAAUCGGGCAUUGUGGACCCGAAAGUCGUCGUCAAAAUCGGGCAUAAUCACCCAGCCCCCUCCCCCGAAGAGCGCCGCAAGCAAAUUUUUUUGCACCUCAUGCGUCGCAAAAUGCAAAGCGACAAAUCCCUAAACUUUCGCAGCGUUUACGAGGAAUUUUGCGAAAAAGACCCCGAAAUGCAAGAGUUGGUACCGCUCAAAACGGUGAUUAACCAGAUCUGUUGCCAACAGAUGAACCUAAAGUCGCCACCAAUUUAUUCCUUUGAACAGUUUUUCGAACAAAUCGAAAACGACGAGUUCCAAAAACUGCAUUUUACGCACGGACAUAAACAGUUCUAUCAGGAGAGACUGACUGCGAGCGAUGGGGGAAAGGCUGUCAUUUUUGCCAACUGUGAAACAAUCGAGGAGAUUUCAGGGAGUAAAAUAAUGUACGUCGAUGCGAGCUACAAAAUUGACACGAACGAAAAAUUCAAGUAUCAUUUGAUCACGGUUUUGGUGUGGAUUAGCGACAAUGACAAGUACCAACCGAUCGUGGUGAAAAACCGGAAAAUUAAGUUCGAUUGCUUCCAAUAUUACCCAAUCAUGUUUGCCCUAACAAACGAAAAAUCCCCAGAAAUUUACAAAACCGUUUUUACCUAUCUCCGGGACAUUCUCGCCCCGAAACUAAAACCGGAAGAAAUCGUCACUGAUUACGAAGCAACGCUUCACUAUUCUUUAGGCGAAAUUUACAUGGACUCACACAUCGGGGGCUCAGUCUUUUAUUACACGCAAAACAUUUACAAAAAAAUUUGCUCGUUGAACUUGUCGCGCGAACUCGAAACAAACUCGUGUUUCCGCAACAUUUACCACAUGAUCCUGAUGUUGCCCCUCUUACCAGUCAACACAAUCAUCGACGGUUUGAACAACAUUGAGCUCCAGGCCUCUGAAAUGGGCCAAAGCGAGCUGACAGCCCCCAUAUUCGACUAUAUCAAGGACCAAUGGAUUAAUAAAGUAACCCCCGAUUUGUUUUGCGUCCAUCGGCUCGAAAACCGCAUCAACGAGAACGUGAUAGCCCCGUUUAAAAAACUGCGCGAUUUUUUGAUGAUUUCCAAAGGCAAAAUGCAAAAACAGCAAAUAAAUAUCGUCUCAGUGGUCGAGAAACUGAUCGAAUUGGAGGCGUUUUUGUGCACUGUGAACACAGCCCCCUCGAAACGGACAUUCGCGCGCGAUUUGAGCGUCUCGCAGAAGAAAAAUGUAGUCAGAGCGUGGCAAUUUAUCGAAAGUCACCCCAAAAUCAACAUCAAUCAUUUCUUCAAUAAAGUUUUGGGGUACAUCAAGUGUAUGGAGAACCAGUUGUGGAUUUGGGGGUUUUACCGAUAUACGGGGGAAGCCAACGACGAGUUGAUCAAUGCGGCCAAUUUUUCCAUCAUCAAUACGGAGGAAAACGACGAUCAUAAUUACGAACAAGGAGUGGAAUAUGUGGAUUAUGAAUAUCCAGGGAACGAAGUUGUUGUCGAUGUUGUUGUUGAUCAGAAGCACGGAUUUUUGGUCAAGGAGGGACAAGAGGAGGUGCAAACCACGGACGAAGAGUUCGAGCAUUCGUACACGGAGCAGUAACGCGGUUGUUUUAGCAAUUAUGUGUUUGUUUAUUUUUUAAAUGUCCCAGGACAAGGAAGGAAGUUUAAGAAAUAAUACUUGGUUCUUUAUGUAAUAUUUCUUCAAAAAUACAUUUAUAUUUUAAACAA
Messenger RNA from Tribolium castaneum (red flour beetle), 3049 nucleotides. RefSeq lists its product as uncharacterized. The record is from RefSeq and is a predicted model, not a curated record. The transcript is spliced from 5 exons. Lineage: Eukaryota; Metazoa; Arthropoda; Insecta; Coleoptera; Tenebrionidae. Gene Ontology annotation, cellular component: nucleus. Bases 228 to 2921 code for a protein of 897 amino acids. Gene Ontology annotation, molecular function: zinc ion binding.